AUGCCAGAGGGCGGCAACCACGAGGGGGCGGUGAACUCCGUCCUCGCCAAGGUUGACACCGAGGCGGGCCGCGAGGUGGUGCGCGCGAUACCCCCCGAGCACGUGAGGUCCGCCAAGGCACUCGUGGACGAGGCGCUGGAUAUCGUCGGGCCCAACGCGGUGCAAUUUCCCGGCCGCGAGCGCCUGAACCGCGGGCUCCAACACCGCGGACUGCACCACCCCGGCCAGUCGGACCCUUGGAAACGCACGAUGUCCGCUUUCAAGAAGGCUGGCGUCGUCGUGACCACCCCGAGCUCGGGCACCUACGUUAUCGAGGCUAUCGGAAACGUCGGACUGCUCGCGGACCUCCUCAACGAGUACCUCGAGGAUCUCCCCGACGACGCGGGUGCCGAGGGCGCGGACCCAAACGUGCGAACGAUCGGCCGAUCAUCGAAACGGAGGACCGGCGCGAUGGCGUCGAGGAAGAAGUCCCAGCCCGCCUCGAAGGCGAGCAAGGGCGCGCCCCCGCCGACGAACAUCAAACACGAGCCCACCGACGACGACGACGACGACGAAAACGAAAACGACGACGCUUCUCGCGAGGAGACGGAGGACGACGCCGUGGCCGAGGCGGCCGGCGUCAUCGGUGACCUCACGACGGAGCUCACGCGACGCGACGACGACGACGAGGGCGCCGACGACGCCGAAGCCGACGACGCCAAAAAAGCUGCGGGAAAACGCGACCUGCGCGGCGAGGUGGCUCGACGUAAGAGGGCGCUCGCCGCCUCAUCCGGCGACGCCAAGCCGCCGCCCUUGGGAAAGUCCAAGCUGGCACGCGGCGGCGGCGCGUCCGCGCACCCGCAGCGGGAGCCCAAGCGCCGCGGUAGGCCCGCCGUUCCCCAGCGAGGCGCCGCCGGCGCCGGUCGAGGUGCAGGUGCCGAGCCGCCCGUCGCGGCGAUGCGUUGGCGCGCGGAGGUGGACGCCGCGGUCGCCGCCGCUCGUGCCGGCGCCGCCGCCGGCGCGGGGUACGGCGCCCUCGACGGCGCCCUCGACGGCACCCUCGACGGCACCCUCGACGGCGUUUCGCUCGCCUCGCUCGCCGCCGACCUCGCGGCGUUUCGAGCGGACGUCGCCGCGAGGAUGACGGCGACGUGCGCCAGCGUGGAGCGCCUCGCGUACGAGCUCCGGCUCCAGCGCGCGGCGGCGGAGGGCGCCGGUCGGCGAGGCGGGGGUGCCGUCGGGGUUGCCGUCGAGGGUGCCGUCGAGGGUGCCGUCGAGACGCCGGACCGACUCGGCGAGAACGUCGACGCGCGGGUGGACGAGUCGCUGCUGUCCGCGCUUCGCGCCGAACGAAUCUCGGAGCGCGCGGCGUACGAACGGGACCUCGCGGAGGUCACCAGGUUGGCCGUCGAAGGGUCCAGGCGCGCUCACGUCGAGGCUCCGUUCGCGUUCACGUUCGGGUACCCCGCGCCGCGGCCGCCUUCGUCUCCUCCUCCUCCUCCUCCUCCUCCUCCUCCUCCUCCUCUGGCACAGGCGCCGCAUCCUCCUCCUCCUCCGGCACAGGCGCCGCAUCCUCCUCCUCCUCCGGCACAGGCGCCUCCUCCUCCUGCGCCUCAUCCUCCUCCUCCUGCGCCUCCUCCCGCGGGUAUACUCGCGACGAACUGGAGGGACACGGACGACGCGGCCAAGGCUGCCGCGUUUGCCGCGAGAGCCGCGGCCAUCGCGGCGGAUCCCCCGUCGGCGGAGGAGAAUCGGUGGACGGCGGCGCUCGGGACCCUCGCGGACUGA
This is a messenger RNA of Micromonas commoda, 1767 nucleotides long. RefSeq lists its product with no specific name. The record is from RefSeq and is a predicted model, not a curated record. The coding region runs from base 1 to 1767 and encodes 588 amino acids. The transcript has 2 exons. Lineage: Eukaryota; Viridiplantae; Chlorophyta; Mamiellophyceae; Mamiellales; Mamiellaceae.